AUGGCUUUCAACAAGUUUUCAUCCAUAAUUUUAAUGCUUUCUCUUCUUUCUUAUUCAAUAUUCACUGAUGCUGCUGAUGGUUCUCCACCAUCACCAAACCCAACACCUUCUCCAGUUGCUCCAUCAUCACCAAACCCAACACCUUCUGCUAAUACAACUCCACCUUCACCACAAGGUCAAUGCCCCAUAGACAGCUUAAAGUUAAGGGACUGUGUUGGUCUUUUAGGAUUGAUUAAUUAUGGAAAUCCUCCUUUUGGUGGUAAAUGUUGUGCAUUAAUAAAUGGUUUGGUUGAUUUGGAAGCUGCAACAUGUCUUUGUAUUGCACUUAAGGCUAAUGUACUUGGAAUCAACUUGAGUAUACCUAUUAGCCUCAGCGCCAUCAUCAGUGCUUGUCACAAAACUGUCCCUUCUGAAUAUAAAUGUGUUUAA
Messenger RNA from Lathyrus sativus (Indian pea), 429 nucleotides. The record is from the annotation of a GenBank genome assembly. Lineage: Eukaryota; Viridiplantae; Streptophyta; Magnoliopsida; Fabales; Fabaceae.